AGUUCCGCCCACCUGCCAGAAACGGGGAUCAGGCCUGGUUACCGGGAGUGGGGCGCCCCUCCUCCUUAUCCCCUCCCCUCUUCCCUGUCCCCUUUCACAGCUGGCUGUAGCUGGCCAAGGAGUUCUCGAUUAAAGAGGAAGGGGCAGUGCUCACAUUUCUGGGCAGGUGUCUGGAAAAUAUGAGGGGCCACCCCUCUCUGCUGCUGCUAUAUAUGGCAUUAACCACCUGCCUGGAUACUUCACCCAGUGAGGAGACAGACCAAGUCCUUCCUCUUCCAGGAGUCCAGGACCCAGCCCCUUCCUCCUUCAGACCCAGGAAUCUGGAUUCCCAGCCCCUGCUCCUUCCUCCAGGACCCCACUGCUUUCCAUCCCCCUAUGACUCCAGCCCUAGGGACCCUCCAUUUUUCUGUCCCUCAUGUCUUUGGGUCCAGAAGUCUUCCUGGGUCCCCCAGAGGCCCAGAGCUUCCUGAGUAGCCAUACCCGGAUUCCAAGAGCCAACCACUGGGACCUGGAGCUGCUCACACCAGGGAACCUGGAACGGGAGUGUCUGGAAGAGAGGUGUUCCUGGGAAGAGGCCAGGGAGUAUUUUGAGGACAACACUCUCACGGAGCGCUUUUGGGAGAGCUACAUCUACAAUGGCAAAGGAGGGCGUGGACGAGUGGAUGUGGCCAGCCUGGCUGUGGGGCUGACAGGUGGCAUCCUGCUCAUUGUCCUGGCCGGCCUGGGAGCCUUUUGGUAUCUGCGCUGGCGACAGCACCGAGGCCAGCAGCCCUGUCCCCAAGAGGCCGGGCUCAUUAGCCCUCUGAGUCCUUUGAACCCUCUGGGCCCACCGACGCCCCUGCCUCCACCCCCACCCCCACCCCCAGGCCUCCCCACCUAUGAGCAGGCGCUGGCAGCCUCUGGGGUACACGACGCACCUCCACCCCCCUACACCAGCCUCAGGAGGCCUCACUGAAGAGCUGCUUUCGAGACCCGGCUCUCCGAACCGUGCCCCUGAUUCAUACCGGAUUCCGGAAGCCGCUAGGCCUCAUAGACGCCGAAGCUGGACUUGGAGUGGGGAAUGGUGGGAGUAGGGGUCAUCCGGCCCGAGGCCUGCCCUGGCACACGCGUUUCCGCCGCGUAUGGAUAUACACAUGUUUUCGGCAACGUGUUCCCGUGUCCUGGCCCCUCACGGGCCCCCACACUCUCCUGACCGUGAGGGCACUGGUCAGUUCCGCCCCCGUGGUAGGCAGACGCGCGGGGAAAUUCGGACCCAGGAGCCCAGCCCCGGCUGUGCCAUCUUGUGUAUGGGCAGAUAUGACCUGACAGCCCCCUCCAGUGCCACAGGGUACGCACACGCAGAGCCCCGCCUGUGCACACGCGUGUCUUCGUGCACUCCCCGUGCGGUACAGGGGCACUUCGUAACCCAGGGAAAGGGCGGGGGGCAUAUUUGCAAGCGCGCUCGGUGCGGGCAGGCUCGCAUUGCACCCAGGGAGCUGGAGUUGAGCUGUUCCCCUAAAUAAAAACCCUUCGGAAAGGAGACCAAAAAAAGCAGAAAUAAUGCAAAAAAUAAUAAUGAAAUGAACUGCGA
Molecule: messenger RNA, 1570 nt
Organism: Homo sapiens (human)
Lineage: Eukaryota; Metazoa; Chordata; Mammalia; Primates; Hominidae
Gene: PRRG2
Product: proline rich and Gla domain 2
Exons: 7
Coding region: 416-955 (179 amino acids)
Cellular component (GO): extracellular region; plasma membrane
Molecular function (GO): calcium ion binding
Source: RefSeq, marked reviewed